Molecule: messenger RNA, 474 nt
Organism: Lycium ferocissimum
Lineage: Eukaryota; Viridiplantae; Streptophyta; Magnoliopsida; Solanales; Solanaceae
Exons: 1
Coding region: 1-474 (157 amino acids)
Source: RefSeq, a predicted model, not a curated record
AUGGAUUGUUUGACGCGGCAAAUCCAAGGUGAGGUGCCAUGGUGUAUGUUAUUCGCGGAUGAUAUAGUCUUGAUUGACGAGACACGCGGCGGAGUGAACGCUGCCGGAGGUUCGAGACAAACUGCGGAGUCUCAAAGUGGUUUAAGUUGGGUAGGACCAAGACAGUACAUGGAGUGUAAGUUCGGUGACGUGACCAAUGAGGUCGGCGUGGAAGUGACGCUUGGUACCUGUGCCAUUCAAAAGAAAGGAAGCUUCAAAUAUCUUGGGUCUAUUAUACCAGGAAAUGGGGAUAUUAACGGUGAUGUCUCACAUUGUAUUGGUGCAAAGGUGGAUGAAAUGGAGGCUCGCUUCAGAGUCUUGUGUGACGAAGGUGCUCGCCACCAAAACAUAAAGGCGAGGUUUUACAAAGUGGUUGUGAGACCGACUUUGUUGUACGGGGCAGAGUGUUGGGCAGUCAAGAACUCUCACGUCUAA